GAGGAAGAAAGGAAAAUGUCGAGCUCUCAGUUUGAGAACCCACCAAACCUGAGCUCCACUUGCGGAGCAGGACACGUUGAAGAGCUUGCAGGUCUCAAGACUUACGUCACCGGCCCUUCCGAUUCCAAGCGUGCUGUUCUUCUCAUCGCCGAUGUUUUCGGGUAUGAGGCUCCUAAGCUGAGGAAACUCGCAGAUAAAAUUGCAUCCGCGGGAUUCUUGGUGGUUGUACCUGAUUUCUUUUACGGAGAUCCCAUUAUUGAUUUCACUAGUCCUAAUUUCAAUAGAGAAGCUUGGUUUAAGAAUCAUGGCACGGAUAAAGGGCAUGAAGAUGCCAAGCCAAUGAUUGCUGCUCUUAAGAGCAAAGGUGUGUCCGCCAUUGGGGCUGCAGGAUUUUGUUGGGGAGGAGUGGUGCUGGUGAAAUUAGCAGGCACUGAAGACAUUCAAGCAGCAGUUAUUCUGCACCCCGGUCGUAUGACCGAAGAUCAAAUCAAAGCUGUCAAGAUUCCAACUGCUAUAUUGGGAGCUGAGAUCGACCAUUCUUCCCCGCCGGAACAACUGAAAAAGUUUGGGGAGAUCAUGUCGGGUAAAACUGAAUUUGAGAGCUAUGUGAAGAUAUUCCUAAUUGUUUGCUAA
Molecule: messenger RNA, 633 nt
Organism: Eucalyptus grandis
Lineage: Eukaryota; Viridiplantae; Streptophyta; Magnoliopsida; Myrtales; Myrtaceae
Product: endo-1,3;1,4-beta-D-glucanase-like
Molecular function (GO): hydrolase activity
Source: RefSeq, a predicted model, not a curated record